GUUGCUGCUGCAGGGAGAUGAUGAACUGAGAGCUUUGGCGAGCUGAGAAACCACAACAUGGCAGUAACCUAUGAUGAUGUACAUAUCAACUUCACUAAGGAAGAGUGGGAUUUGCUGAAUCCUUCCCAGAAGAAUCUCUAUGAAGAUGUGAUGCUGGAGACCUUCAGAAACCUAACUACUAUAGGACACAUUUGGGAAGACUGUAACACUGAAGAACAUAGUCAAUGUUCUAGAAGAUAUGCAAGGAUUGAAAGAAAUCAAAUUGGAGAGAAGUUUUCAAUAUAUUCUCACUGUGCUAAAGCCUUGUGUUAUAACACUCAUCCUAUAAAGAAUGAAAAAAUGCAUACCGGAGAAAAAUGCUCUGAAAUUAAGCAAUGUGGUAAGACCUUUGCUUAUCACAGUCAUCUUCAAAUGCAUAAAAGAACACACACUGGAGAGAAACCCUAUGAAUAUAGUCUAGAUGUUAAAGACUUUGUUCUUUAUGAAACUCAUCAAAGUCAUAAAAGAACACAUACUGGAGAGAAAUCAUAUGAAUGUAAUCUGCAUGGUAAGGCCUUUGCUGAUCACAGUCAUCUUCAAAAAAAUAAAAGAACACAUAUUAAAGAGAAACUGGAUGAAUGUAAUCAGUAUAGUAAAGCCUUUGCUCAACACAGUGUUCUUCAAACACAUAAAAGACCACAAACUGAAGAAAAACCCUAUGAAUGUAAUCAGUGUGGUAAGGCCUUUACACGUCACGAUAAUCUUCAGUUGCAUAAAAGAACACAUACUGGAGAGAAACCCUAUGAAUGUAAUCAGUGUGGUAAGGCCUUUGCUUAUCACAGUGUUCUUCAAAGUCAUAAAAGAACACAUACCGGAGAGAAACCCUAUGAAUGUAAUCAGUGUGGUAAGGCCUUUGCACGUCACAGUCUUCUUCAAUUGCAUAAAAGAACACAUACUGGAGAGAAACCCUAUGAAUGUAAUCAUUGUGGUAAAACCUUUGCUGAUCACAGUGUUCUUCAAAAUCAUAAAAGAACGCAUACCGGAGAGAAACCCUAUGAGUGUAACCAGUGUGGUAAGGCCUUUGCACGUCACAGUCUUCUUCAAUUGCAUAAAAGAACACAUACUGGAGAGAAACCCUAUGAAUGUAAUCAGUGUGGUAAGGCCUUUGCUUAUCACAGUGUUCUUCGAAGUCAUAAAAGAACACAUACUGGAGAGAAACCCUAUGAAUGUAAUCAGUGUGGUAAGGCCUUUGCUCAAAACCGUGCUUUUCAAAAUCAUAAAAGAACGCAUACUGGAGAAAAACCCUAUGAAUGUAAUCAGUGUGGUAAGGCCUUUGCACGUAAGGAUCAUCUUCAAAUGCAUAAAAGAACACAUACCGGAGAAAAACCCUAUGAAUGUAAUCAGUGUGGUAAGGCCUUUGCACGUCAUAGUCUUCUUCAAUUGCAUAAAAGAAUGCAUACUGGAGAGAAACCCUAUGAAUGUAAUCAGUGUGGUAAAGCCUUUGCAUAUCAAAAUAACCUUCGCAGUCAUAAAAGAAUGCAUACUGGAGAGAAACCAUAUGAAUGUAGUCAGUGUGGUAAGGCCUUUGCUCAAAACUGUAAUUUUCAAAAUCAUAAAAGAACACAUACUGGAAAGAAACCUUAUGAAUGUAAUCAGUGUGGUAUGGCAUUUGCACGAAAGUAUCAUCUUCAAAUGCAUAAAAGAACACAUACUGGAGAGAAACCCUAUGAAUGUAAUCAAUGUGGUAAGGCCUUUGCAUAUCAAAAGAAUCUUCAUGUUCAUAAAAGAAUACAUACUGGAGAGAAACCGUAUGAAUGUAAUCAGUGUGGUAAGGCCUUUGCAGCUAAGAGUAAUCUUCAAAAGCAUAAAAGAACACAUAAUGGAGAGAAACCCUAUGAAUGUAAUCAGUGUGGUAAGGCCUUUGCUCAACACAGUCAUCUUCAAAAGCAUAAAAGAACACAUACUGGGAAGAAGCCAUAUUAAUUUAAUCAAUGUGUUAAGGCCUUUGCUAGACACAGUGUUCUUUAAUUGCAUAAAAGAACACAUACUGGAGAGAAACCCUAUGAAUGUAAUUGGUGCAGUAAAUCCUUUUUCACAAUCAUCUCCAAAUACAUAAAAUAAGCCAUCCUAUAGAGAAACUCUGAAUUUAAUGUGUGUAUUCUUCAAAAAACAAGAGGAAAAUCAUACUGCAGUGAAUCUCUAUAAAUGAAUUCAGUGUCAUAAUGUUUUGUGCUUCGUAUAGUAGUAAGACUUUUUGUGUGUAAUCAACCUGAUAAAGCUUGUGUGUGCAUAUUACCAUAAUCUUUUGGACCUGAGGAAAAAACUGAGGGUUUAUUGUAAACUAUUCUUUAAAAUCUAAAGCCACUUACAGUUAGAUAACUAUUGUAU
Molecule: messenger RNA, 2367 nt
Organism: Arvicola amphibius (Eurasian water vole)
Lineage: Eukaryota; Metazoa; Chordata; Mammalia; Rodentia; Cricetidae
Product: zinc finger protein 431-like
Exons: 4
Coding region: 58-1962 (634 amino acids)
Biological process (GO): regulation of transcription by RNA polymerase II
Molecular function (GO): RNA polymerase II cis-regulatory region sequence-specific DNA binding; DNA-binding transcription factor activity
Source: RefSeq, a predicted model, not a curated record